AUGCGUGAGAAGAUGAUGAUGAAUCCUCUCAUCCGUAAAACGUGGGAGAAGAUGAUGAUGAAUCCUCUCGACUGUAACACGUGGGAGAAGAUAAAGAUGAAUCCUCUCGACUGCAGCACAUUUCGACUGCAACAUGCGGAAGAAGAUGAAGAUGAAGACGAAUCCUCUCAGCUGCAACACAUGAAAGAAGAUGAAGACGAAUCCUCUCGGCUACAACACAUGAGAGAAGAUGGACACGAAUCCUCUCGACUGCAACACAUGAAAGAAGAUGAAGACGAAUCCUCUCAACUGCAACACAUGAAAGAAGAUGAAGACGAAUCCUCUCAGCUACAACACAUGAAAGAAGAUGAAGACGAAUCCUCUCAGCUGCAACACAUGAAGGAAGAUGAAGACGAAUCCUCUCAGCUGCAACACAUGGUAGAAGAUGGAGACGAAUCCUCUCAGCUGCAGCACGUGAGAGAAGAUGAAGACAAAUCCUCUCAGCUGCAACACGUGGGAGAAGAUGGAGACGAAUCCUCUCAGCUGCAACACGUGGAAGAAGAUGGAGACGAAUCCUCUCAGCUGCAACACGUGGAAGAAGAUGAAGACGAACCCUUUCAGCUGCAAUACGUGGAAGAACAUGAAGAUGAAUCCUCUUAG
This is a messenger RNA of Cucumis sativus (cucumber), 639 nucleotides long. RefSeq names its product glutamic acid-rich protein-like. The record is from RefSeq and is a predicted model, not a curated record. The transcript has a single exon. The coding region runs from base 1 to 639 and encodes 212 amino acids. NCBI's taxonomy places the organism in Eukaryota, Viridiplantae, Streptophyta, Magnoliopsida, Cucurbitales, Cucurbitaceae.